GACUGGGAAGUGGUGGUGUCAUCCCAAAACGUUAGCUUUGAUCUGGAUCGUCUCUGCCUUCUUUUUCUUCUGCCUCUUCCAAAUGGCUCUCCACAACUCUUCAGAUCCCACUUCGUUAACUUCUUCAGAUUCUCAAAAUACAUACUCGGAGCAAAGAUCGAAGUUAUAUGAGAAGAUGGCAAGAGAUCUGGAUGAACAUGGGGCUGCUUUUCUGAAACAUGGUGAAACCUCUCAGUCGUUGUCUCUUUCAGAUAUCUUCACUCUAAAGGAUGGAUCUGUAACACCUAUACUGAAGCCAGCAAAUCCUCCUGUGCGGGCUAUUGUAUUGCAGCUGAGCACUGACUUCUCUGUGCCGAUUGCGGAAGCUGCUAAAAGCAUUUUCAAUCCAUACUUCGAUAAAGCAAUCUGGUUUCAGAACUCUAGUGUGUACCAUUUUAGCAUGUUUCAUGCUUCCCACCAUCUUGCACCUGUGCCUGCCACCGAAGAGGGGAUAGAAGCUGAAGCAUCUGCUGUGCAAGCUGUUGCUGGGACACUCUGCCCUUUGAAUAUUGUUUUGGAUAGGGUGGUUUUGACUUCAACUGGAGUUCUUCUGGGUUGCUGGCAGGUGACCUCCGGGACGGAUCCUGCAAUCAUUCGUGCUAAGUUGAGAGAUGCACUUCCGCAUGCACCAGAGAAGCAACUUUUUGAUCCUCCGAUUCUUUACACGUCAUUUGCAAGGCUUUUGGGUCCACCUAAUGCAUUGCCUAAGGAGCAUAAAACCUCAAGUGAGCUCCAAAUCUUCCAUGAGCUAGUUAAUCAACUCAACAAUCAGAUCCAUGGAUUCAAGGCAGUGGUGCGGGAUCUCUGGUACGUAGAGGAAUAUGAUAUGCUUGCACUUGCACUGAAUGGAAGAAUGAAUAUUCGCAAGUUCAAACUUGGAGGCUGCUCAGGAGCAUGAAGUUAUGACAGAAGCAUGCUAAUUUCUGAAUACCAACUAUAAUGGCACAUAUGUACAAGGAACAGAGUUUCCAGUAAAAUAAUGUGGGAUUCGUCUCAUGCUUUGUUUGCUGUGUACAUUCCCAGAUGAGCAUAACUAAUACCACAGUGCCUCUCUCACAUAAAAUGCAAUCAUAGUUGAUCACCUAUGUUGUUGUUGGUUUGGAUGAUUGCCUCAAAAUGAGUUAUCUACAUCCCA
Neltuma alba is the source of this 1174-nucleotide messenger RNA. RefSeq lists its product as uncharacterized. The coding region runs from base 83 to 937 and encodes 284 amino acids. The record is from RefSeq and is a predicted model, not a curated record. The transcript has 10 exons. NCBI's taxonomy places the organism in Eukaryota, Viridiplantae, Streptophyta, Magnoliopsida, Fabales, Fabaceae.